This is a messenger RNA of Schizophyllum commune H4-8, 768 nucleotides long. RefSeq lists its product as uncharacterized. The transcript has a single exon. Gene Ontology annotation, molecular function: protein binding. The record is from RefSeq and is a predicted model, not a curated record. The coding region runs from base 1 to 768 and encodes 255 amino acids. Lineage: Eukaryota; Fungi; Basidiomycota; Agaricomycetes; Agaricales; Schizophyllaceae.
AUGGAGUCGAAGGAAACCCUGGACCCCAUCGCCGGCUUGGACCAGAUGACCACCCCAGAGUCGCGGAGCGCCACCAGCGCGAUGAUUGACUCGCUCCGCAAACGGGGCGUCCGCGCCGACGCCGCGACCUUCGCGCUCCGCAUGCGGCACGAAGGGCUCACGAAGGCCGACCUCGACGCCGCCCGCCAGGUCUUCCAAGCGCUCCUCGUGCGCGGCAUGCAGCCCACCCAGCACCACUUCGCCGCCCUCAUGGAGGGCUACGCGGCGGCCGGGGACCUCACUGCCGCGCGCGCCGUGCUCGAGGCCGCGCGCCUCGCGUGGGUCCCGCCGAACGUCGUCAUGUACACGAUCCUCAUCUACGGCCACGCGCGCGCGGGCGACCCGCGCGGCGCGCUGCGCGUGUUUGAGCAGAUGGUGGACUCGGGCGUGCGCGCGGAUGUGCCUGCGAUCGACGCCGUCGCGGGCGCGUUCUUCGCGGUGGGCGAGGUGCGCAUGGCGAGGAGGGUGCUCGUGGGCUUGUGGGGGCACGUAGGGCCGUUCCCGGAGGAGCUGAGGGAGGCGUCGCUGAUGGAGCUGGCGACGCAUUUCCGCGGCUUGCAUAGGAAAACACCGCGGGGGAAGCUGUCGUGGGAGGAAAUUCGGGCGCUGAGGCGGGAGGUGCGGGACUUGGUGAACGAGUGGCGGAGGAUAGAGUCGAAGACUACGGGGCGAGUAGAGUCGAAGGCCACAGUAGCGCAGAGACCGCAAUCAGACGCAGACCCCAGCUAA